Messenger RNA from Ictalurus furcatus (blue catfish), 2211 nucleotides. RefSeq names its product doublecortin domain-containing protein 2-like. The coding region runs from base 312 to 1775 and encodes 487 amino acids. Gene Ontology annotation, cellular component: axoneme; kinocilium; microtubule. NCBI's taxonomy places the organism in Eukaryota, Metazoa, Chordata, Actinopteri, Siluriformes, Ictaluridae. The transcript is spliced from 9 exons. The record is from RefSeq and is a predicted model, not a curated record. Gene Ontology annotation, biological process: cilium assembly; intracellular signal transduction; regulation of cilium assembly.
CGCGCGUGGCGCGAUCACUUCGGUUUAUUUUCUCUGCACAUAAUGUUGUGUUUGUGUUUAUUUAUUUAUUUAUUUAUUUAUAAAAAAAGAUCAUUAAUACGGAGUGAUGCAGUUUUCUUAACACUGAAUGAUGGCGUGCACGCGACUGUCUUCGGUAAUUUCCGGUAACUUUCGCAUCAGUAUUUGGAACGGAGAUUUAAUCUCGCGCACUCGGUGCUCAGAGUAGAUUUUCUGAUUUAUUUAUUUAACUUUUUUUAAAUAAAAAUAAAAAAUAGAUAUAUUUAAGUUAAAAAAAAAAAAAAGUAAAAGCGAUGUCUGGUGAGAAGCCGAGUUUCCGCGCGCAGCCGGCGGUCAAGAGCAUCUUCGUGUACCGGAACGGGGACGCGCACACGGAGGCGCGGCGCGUGCUCGUCCACGAGAGGCGCGUGUCUGACUUCGAGACGCUGCUGCGCGAGGUGACAGGGCGCGUGCGGGCCCCGUUCGGCGCCGUGCGCUGCAUCUACACGCCCAGAGCCGGACACCGCGUGGACGCGCUCGAGCACGUGCGCCACGGCGAGCAGUACGUAGCGGCGGGCAAGGAGAGGUUCAAGAAACUCGACUACCUGCAGAUCGGAAGCAGGAAGAAACAGAUGCUCCAGAACAACGGACUGGUGAAAGCUGCACCGCAGAACCGGAUUAUCGUCUCAGCCCGGUUCCUGAAGCCCAUCAAAGAGCCGUGCGCAAUAUUCGUCAUCGCUAACGGAGACAUGCUGAAUCCGGCUGUGAGGUUUCUGGUUCCGAACCGUCUGCUCGGUCAGUUUGAGCGGAUCCUGGAGAUGAUCACGGAGAAGAUGGGGCUGAGGAUUCUGGGAGGAGUGCGCAGUCUGUGUUCGUUCGACGGCGUUCCUGUUACAGACGGGAAAGAUCUGGAAAACGGGCAGUUUUACGUCGCAGUGGGCAGAGACAAAUUCAAACGCCUGCCUUACGCCGAUUCGCUCUUCACCAAACCUGUGGGCAUGAGGAGGAUCGUCAGAUCGAAAGCAGCUUCUCUUCCACCUAUUUACAAAUACACAAGACAAAACGGGGACGCAGUGAACGGCGUGAGCAAAUCGAAUCACUGCGACGAUGUGAAGAGCACCGAGCCGGCGAUGUCCCUGGUGCGACAGAUUUCCCAGGCGAGACUCAUGGCCAUACGGAAGAAACGGAGCAACCUGACCAACUCAUUUAGCACCCAGGAUAACGAUGAUGCAGAUCCUAAACCUGAAGGCGAGGACGCGGAGAGCGAAGAAAACCCUGUGGGAGACGACAAUUCACCAGCUGAGCAGGGGUACAACAGCGAGGACAAAGCAGCUGGAGAGGAAGAGGCAGCGGCACAAGAGGAAGAGGCAGCGGCACAAGAGGAAGUGGCAGCACAGGAGGAAGAGGCACAAGAGGAAGAGGAAGCAGCACAAGAAGAAGAGGCAGCACAAGAGGAAGAGGCACAAGAGGAAGAGGAAGCAGCACAAGAGGAAGAGGCAGCAGCAGAGGAAGAGGCACAAGAGGAAGAGGAAGCAGCACAAGAGGAAGAGGCAGCAGCAGAGGAAGAAGCAGCAGAGGAGGCAGAGGAGGAGGCAGCAGCAGAGGAAGAAGCAGCAGAGGAGGAGGCAGCAGAAGAAGAGGCAGAGGCGGAGAAUGAAGCAACAGCGGAGGCAGAGGAAGAGGCAGCAGCGGAAACUGAGGAACCCGCAGAAGAAACGGGAAACGGAGGGGCGGAGGGAGACGACACGGCAGCAGGAGAAGGAGGAGGAGAAAGCUAAACGAAGAAACUAGCCACAGCGAUCUAAUAAGAGUAAAUACAGAGAAAUUUAGCAACAGUGUAAGAGACCGUAGCACUUCAUAUUUUAUUUCUUUUUAACAGGCGACAGUGGGGGAAGUCCAUAUAAGGUCAAAUGAAAACAUAUUCCCAGAUCACGUCAGCAUGAACAGAGAAUAUCCAACUAACUCGAACUUUCCGCACACUACAGCAGGCGUGUCUUUGACUCCAUAUACGGGAAUGAAGCUCGGAACGCGGACUCGGGGCCGUGUAUGAACGUGUGGUGACGUAUAUAAUAACGCCAGUCUGAGCCAUAGCGUGUGUGUGUGUGUGUGUGUUGGUUUUAGUUAUGUAGUAGUGAGCGAAUGUGUCAAGUUUUGAUGUAACGAAUGCUGCUUUGUUUUAUACACGUAAAAAAAAUAUAUAUAUUUACAGAGGUG